This is a messenger RNA of Triplophysa rosa, 2888 nucleotides long. RefSeq names its product ankyrin repeat and MYND domain containing 1 (gene ankmy1). Gene Ontology annotation, molecular function: protein binding. Lineage: Eukaryota; Metazoa; Chordata; Actinopteri; Cypriniformes; Nemacheilidae. The transcript has 16 exons. Bases 150 to 2840 code for a protein of 896 amino acids. The record is from RefSeq and is a predicted model, not a curated record.
GAUUUACGUCGCGUAAUUUCAGGAAUGCAAACGCACGCGGCCGGUGAAACUCCCGUCGUCAAGGUAACCCCUCAAAGGUAAACAUAAAACUGUCUUCCCUGUUUUUCUUCACCUGUAACGGAACGAACAUCGGGAGUCUAAACGUGGCAAUGUGGGAAAUGGACAGUGUUUGUAAACGGAAUGGAUAUGGGAUGCAGGAAUGGCCAGACGGAUCGAAACAUGAAGGAGAAUAUAUAAAUAACCUGAAACAUGGCACUGGUGUUUUCACAUGGCCGAAUGGAGAGUUCUAUAAAGGUUCAUUUUUUAAGGAUUGUCGUCAUGGAAAUGGCAUGUACUCUUGGCCGGAUGGGUCAAAAUUCACUGGAAAGUUUUAUUUGAACCAUAAGGAGGGUUAUGGUGUUCACGUUUUUCCCGACGGAUCGACCUUUCAGGGUCUGUAUCAUGCCGAUCAACGCUUUGGGCCCGGGGUCAUGACGUACCCGGAUGGGCGACAGGAUGUGGGCCUUUGGUGCAGACACAGGCUGCUGCGACUCUGUACGAUUCUGGAGGGAGGCUUUACCCUGAGGGACUUUCCAGAACACAUGGCCAGACUACCCAAGAAACAACUUCCGGUCCAACCUCAACUUCACACGAUGGAUGAUGAUACAGGUUCUCCUCUGUAUCACGCUCCAUCAGAGGUUGAGGACCGUUUCAUCCGGCCUCCAGACCUUGAGCAGUACGCUACAGACUCAGACCACCUGCCCGUCCCCAGACGUCUACGUCAGGAUCUAGACUUGCACUUUUUUGGUAGGAGUGACAUCAGCACAUGGCAAACCAUAGAUGAUAUGCCAUUACAGCAGCGCAUGAAUCGACACAUUCAACGACACAGAUUUGAGAUUGAUGAAUUAGACUGGGAUGUUGUUGCAGUCUUGAACAUGAACAGGGAUCAGUUUGGACCCAAAGGCCCUCUUGAGCUGAACUCAGAGAGUUUGAUCAAGGAGGCUUUAGUUGGUAAAAAAAAGAAGGUUAGCAAAAUUAUCAGAAACGGACACAUUCAUCCUGACGUUAGUGAUGCCCAGGGACACACCGCUCUCAUCGCAGCCACGGUUAAUUGUCACGAUGACAUCAUCCACUUGCUGUUGGACAGCGGGGUAGAUGUAGAUAAGUUAAAUGAUGAAGGCAUGUCUGCUCUGGUGGUUUGCAAUGUCCUUUACUACCCACACCAGUCUUUACAUGAGACACUUGCUGAAAAAACACCCCAGAACCUCUGCGCAGAAUUACAGAGCCUCAAUACCUCGGAGGAACCCGAGGCGGAUCAUCAACCUGGGCGUGAACAAGAUACUCCAACAUUAGAACCAAAUGCUCGGAUGAUGUGCCAGAUGGGAACAGUGACCCCUUCAGACAGUCAGGAGACAGUGAGCAAAACUGCUCAUCUGAAGACAGAACACCGGAAUCAAUGGGUUACAAUGAAGCUCCUUCUGGAUAGAGGAGCGGACCCGAAUGCCUCUAGCAUCCCCAUGCCCGUCAUUUUCCUGGCUAUCAAAGCUGCUCACGUCGAAGGGGUCCGUCGUCUCGUGGAGUAUGGAGCCCGUACAGAUAUACCUUUACCUCCAGAGCAAAAGGGUCUGUACCCCCUUCACAUAGCAGCAGGUUUACCCGGAGCCGAGGGUCCACAGAUCACAGAACUCCUUCUGCACGCCCUGGCGGACCCUGAUGUCAAAGCUCAGGAUGCUGAGGAGGACUAUGAACUAGAUGAGCCUCAGAACAUGUCUGAGCCCCAGACUUUUGAUACUAUGCAUUUCACGGCUUCUGGACCCCUGGCAAAGUUCAGCGGACCUCUCGCUGAGCCUCCAGAAGAAGGAGGGAGGACACCACUGCAUGUCGCCUGCCAAAGAGACUCAGAUUAUACUAUCGCUCGAGAUGUCGUGGCCCUACUCCUCUCUCAUAAAGCAGCCACCAACCAUCUAUGGAGCGGACAUUCACCAUUGUCUCUUGCCAUUGCAAGUGGUAACAACCUCGCUGUGGAUGAACUGCUCGCCGCAGGGGCCGAUCCUAAUCUCCCGCUCGCUCGUCGCGUGGGCAGCGCUCUCUGUAACCUUGCCAACAUCAGCUACGACCGCGGGCCAGAACCGCGCAACCAAAUCAACCUACUCGAGAAGCUGAUCAAAGUCGGCGCUGACAUCCUCAUGCCCGUCGUGGUGGGCAAGGGACACAGGUGCAGUGUGGGAACAGUGGUGGAUUAUGCUCACCACGCAUUCAAGCAGGACCAGCGCGUGGCCCAAACCCCUUACCAUGCCCUCAACAAGCGUGAGAGGAAAGCUUAUAACGCCCGAUGCCAGUUGCUAAGCCUCAUGGGAGAUCUUCUGAGACAGGGGGCCAUCAGGAUGGAGAGACGCCGUGUGGAGGAGGAAGAGAGCCAGGGCAUAUUGAGUGUCAGUCCGACAGAUAAGUUUGUGUACACUGGAGCAGGAGGUAGUCGAAGUCGGAGUCUGCUAAGCUCCCCUGAGAAAAAUAUCAGGAGUGUCAGUAAAGAGCAGAGUCAAAGAGCGCCGAGAAAACCUCUCUUCAAAUAUUGCUACCAGUGCGGCCGGUCAGUGGGGGUGGUCCUGUCGGUGUGUAGCCGAUGCCAGGAGGUCUUUUACUGCAGCAAGAGUUGCAAAAUGAAGGCCUGGGACAAGAUCCACAAAGACGAGUGUAUCCGCGUGCCAGUGAUGAGUGGAAAAAGCAACAGAAGUAAAUGCAUUUCCAGCGAACAGCAUCCACCUCUGUCAGCCAAAGACGCUAAAGCCAAGACCUUCCACCCGAACGCGACCCCAGAAAUCCACGAGUGUGACCCGAAAGAAAAUUACAGUUUUAUAUAAGGACUGUCACAAAGGCUUUGUAAAAGAAAGCUUUACUUCUAUUAAAUG